This is a messenger RNA of Archocentrus centrarchus (flier cichlid), 2218 nucleotides long. RefSeq lists its product as uncharacterized. The coding region runs from base 1440 to 2192 and encodes 250 amino acids. The transcript is spliced from 9 exons. The record is from RefSeq and is a predicted model, not a curated record. NCBI's taxonomy places the organism in Eukaryota, Metazoa, Chordata, Actinopteri, Cichliformes, Cichlidae.
CAGCAAACACAAAACUGUUGAUGACUUCUAUUGCUUCUGGGCCGGCGACGGUGAGCAGCAAGGCGAUCUUUCUUUCCUCUGCUCGCCGAUGUACUCUGACUGCCGCCAUGUACACCUGGAAAUGCUGUUUGAAAGAGCUGGACCUGAGUAACAAUAACCUGCAGAAUUCAGGAGUGACGCUUCUGUCAGCAGGACUGGGAAUAUGGAGCCAGAACAGUGCCACUAAAAAACGAAACCAAAAAAUGAACUGAAACUGAAAAAUUAAACAUCCACAUUGAAAUAAAUGAAGUUAAAACAGUUUUUUUACACACACAAAAAAAGUUUUAUUGAAAAAUAACAUAUAAACCUUUAAGAUCACAGCUUUAAGCAAAAAAAAAGUUUACACUAUCUUUUUUUCGUUGACUGAGUUUUUUUUUUUACGCUUGUUUGACUUUUUUUUUCGCUUACGCUUUUUCUUUUCGGUUUCAAUCCUCUGUCACUCUUUUGGCGUGGAGGGGAGGGGUUAAUAGGCGGGGCCAGAGGGUCCGCAAAUCCGCUGUAAUUUGCAUCUAAUUUGCAUCUAAUUUGCAUCCCGCUUCGGCUUGUCAGGACCGCUCCGAGCCUCGGUUAGCUAACGCAAUGGCUGCCACGAGUUCGGGCGGAACUAUUAAACCACAGAACUUAGAGGCCAGUGUGAUUGCUGCUGCCCAAGGACCCAGUAUAGCACAUUAAGGAGCACAGGGGCCAGAUUACUGCAGGUCGCUGCUGGGAUUGCUAAAGCAGAGUGCCAUGGCAGCCUCUCAACAACACACAGGGGCUCCUUUGCCUGGGAGACAGUUGAUGCAGAGACUGCUCAGAAGGCUCCAGGAAGCUCUGCAACAUCAGCCUUUGGAUUUUGAUUAUUUACACUUUGUUUUGAGCCAUGAAAUGAGACUUAUUCAGUCUUUUGCAGAUGUGUUUGAACUGCCACAAGAUGUUGUUCUUGCCUCAUCUGAUUUAUUAAGACUUCUUCAUUUGCAAGAACAGGAGAGAGCUCAAACUUCCACCAAUAUAGAGGUUCUUCACACUGUUACAGAACAAUCAAAAUUUAUUUCUAGAGACUGUCUUGAAUACCUCAUCAACAUGCAGCUGUCCAUCCCCAGUAUAGCCGAGCUGCUGGCUGUCAGCAAAAGAACAGUGUUUCGGCGGAUGCGUGAGUUUGGACUGUCAGUGAAGAGAUCAUACAGUCGUCUCACAGAUGAGGAGCUGGACAGCCUUGUUCAUUCGGUUAAAAUGAGGAUGCCACAAAUAGGCUAUAGAGUGAUGAAGGGAGAACUGCAAGCAAUGGGACACCGUACCAGAUGGGACCAGGUUUCAGCAUCUCUGCACAGGGUGGAUGCUGCAGGGAUUCUAGAGAGAAUGACUCAUUUAGGCCGUGUUGCUAGAAGAACACACUCUGUCAAAGGUCCCACUCACUGUUCAUGUGGAUACACACCACAAACUUAUCAGAUAUGGCAUUGUUUGCUGGGACUGACGGUUAUUCACGAAAGAUAAUGUACCUGGGUGCUGCUAAUAAUAACAAAGCAUCAACUGCACUUGGCUUCUUCAUGAACUCUGUUGAAAAGUUUGGCUUUCCAUUACGAGUUAGAGGAGACCAAGGAGUUGAAAAUGUUGGUAUUGCUCACUGUAUGUUCACUGUUCGUGGCUGUGGAAAAGCAAGCUACAUUUCAGGGAAAAGUGUGCAUAAUCAGAGAGUUGAGCGCUUGUGGCGUGACGUGUGGAUGGCAGUAACAAGUACUUAUUACGAGCUGCUUCACAGUCUUGAAGAGCAUGAUCUACUCAAUCCCUCGGACAGCCUACACUUGUUCUGUGCCCAGUACGUCUUUGUGCCACGCCUUCAAAUGGACCUUGACCUCUUCACAGAUGGCUGGGAUAACCAUCCCCUGCGUACUGAACAAAACCUGACUCCUAAUCAGCUUUGGUCGAUUGGACUUUUACAGAAUCCUGUGCCAGCAGCAGAGAAUCUAGAGGAUUUGCAUAAUCAUGGCAUCGUGGACCCUGACAGUUUGGGAGGAGAGCCUGCUGUUGGAGUUGUUGUACCACCCAUCCAGUGCCCCCUGGAGCCACAUGGUAUGGCUGGACUUAGAGAAGCUGUUGAUCCUCUGAGUCCCUCUCAGGACAAUGGAAAAGACCUUUACCUGGCUGCACUUACCUGUGCAACAUUUCAUUCAUAAACUGAUUUUGACUCCAGUGUCCUCCU